ACACUUCUCUUAUAAAAUUUCGAUAGAAGGGUGAAGAGAGAAUCACAUGUAUUCAACCCACAUCCACUCAGUCCAUAUGAAUUCUUGCUUUCUUUAUGGAAAUAUCCAGGGGAUAAGAUAAGACAUAGAUGAAUUUAAUAGUUCCCGCUCUAUUCAAAACAGUGUAUUAGUUUCCAAUAAAUUUUCAAAUUUUGGUAAGACUUCUCUCACUCUAUUCUCCAAACUUGACACUCAAAUGUCUUUAUGUGCUAGUGUGCUACAACCUUGAGUUUUAUUUAUACCGGAUUAUGUGACUAGUUAGUUGUGUUCAUUUUGAAUUCAUUUUAUGAACCUAGUUCUGUGCACUUUACUUGUUGUAAAUUGGCCUUCGAUAUUUUGUAGGUCAUAAGGAUUGAGUUUUUAGAGUUUUACCUUGAUGGAACAAGUUGAUAUUUACUGGAACUAUCUGUGUCCAGAAUUUGCAAAACUAAUAGGUACACCAAUUGGUACACAAAAAAUAGAACUAACAUGGAUGAGUUUUAUGUUUGAAAAUAAAGGCGGAGGUGUAUAUUUACAUAUCUCAAUCUCACCCCAAUAUCAUCAUCCUUUAACUAAGUAUUUUAGUUCUCAGAAGAAUUACCAUAUAGGUCAUGCCAGAAUUGACGUCACACAUGAUACAAUUUUGCUAUGGUGCUCACAUGCACUUAAGGUCGUUGGAUUAUGCUCAAGUGUUCCACAUUCAUUGGAUAAAAUACGAUGAAAAUUUAACAACACAUCCAUCCAAAUUUCAACAAACAAGAAGUACCCGCGCGUACAUAUAAAAUGGUUCUCGCAGGUGGACCGAACUUAUACGUUUGUAUAUCUUAAUUCAGACUAGGGGUGUGUAAAGAUUCGGUUCGGUCCGGACCGGACCAAACUCAUGAGAACCGCGGUCCAUUAGUGAAAGACAUGUUAGGACCAAGGACCGGACCAUUCUUGCAUUUGGUCCAUUUGGUCCGGUCCAAAUAUGAGCUCGGUCCACCAUUUCUUCAGUAAUUAUAAAAUUUAUGAGGACCAAGGACCGGACCGCAUUUUACUCGGUCUGGUCCGGUCCGGUCUUAACAACAGUUUGAUCCGGUGUGGUCCGGUACGGCCUGGACCAUUGCACACCCUAAUUCAGAGGAAUAAAUUGAAUGAUUAGUGGCAUGUUAAGUGGGGAAAUAAGACAAAAAGUUCCAGAAACCCAAAUAACACUUCUUCACAAUCAUAACUCAUUCCAGCAAGCAAUAUUCUGAUUUUAUCCAAAAAUAUAUAAGUUAAUGACUUUCGUUUUUCUUAAUCGAUUCGCUUAUAACUACUAAAUCAUUUGCUCUGGAAAAAAUAAUACAGUCGAGGAACCGGAAAAAAAUAUAAUAAUAAUUGAAAAUAAAGAAAUUAUUGUUGCUUCUUGCUGCUGCUGCUGGUGGCAACAUUUAAAUCCUUUAUUUCCCUGACACUUCGCUAAACUUGCUACCAAGCAACCGAGCCAUCUCUCUCUUCCUCCGCCAAAUUCCACCGCCUCAAAAAAUUCCCCCAAAAAGGGCAGCGGCCACCGCCUCCGGCGAAAACCACGCCCCGUCAACGGUGACUCAAUGCGAAGUAGUCGCGAACACAGAGAGAACUAAAUUUCCAAGUACACAGGAACGAUGUCGCCGCAGAAACGAUCCUCGCCGAUCUCAGCGCCUCCGGCGGCGAGUCCCGGGAGCAGCGAUCUCAAGCCACGAGUCAUAGCCUGCCUGAACAAGCUCUCCGACCGCGACACCUUCGCCGUCGCCACGGCCGAGCUCGAGUCAAUCGCUCGGAGCUUGACUCACGACUCGUUCUCUCCGUUCCUCAACUGCAUUCACAACACCGAUUCCUCCUCCAAAUCCCCCGUCCGGAAGCAAUGCGUGAGCCUGCUGGCGCUCCUCUCUCACUCCCACGGGAACUCGCUGUCCCCUCACCUUUCCAAAAUGGUCUCCACCGUCGUCCGCCGCCUCCGGGACCCGGAUUCGGCCGUCCGGACGGCCUGCGUCGAGGCCGCCGCCGCCAUGUCGUCUCAGGUCACGCAUCCUCCCUUCUCCACCGUCUCGAAGCCGCUCAUAGAGAUGGUGACUGUGGAGCAAGAUCUGAACUCCCAGAUUGGAGCCGCGAUGUGCCUGGCGGCGGCGAUUGAGGCGGCGCCGGAGCCGGAGGUUGAGCAGCUGAGGAAGGUGCUGCCUAGGCUGGGUAAGCUGGUGAAGGGAGAAGGAUUCAAGGCCAAAGCGGCAUUGUUGAGUGUGAUUGGGAAUAUUGUAGGCGUUGGAGGCGCGGCGAGUAAGAGCAUUUUGGAAUGGUUAGUGCCCUGUUUGGUUGACCUGUUGAGCUCUGAAGACUGGGCGGCGAGGAAGGCUGCGGCCGAGGCAUUGGGGAAGAUUGCAGUUGCGGAGAAACAAGCAGCCAAGGAUCAUAGAACUUCGUGUUUGAGCUCUUUGGAGAACAGGAGGUUUGAUAAGGUAAAGCUUGUUCGAGAGACUAUGAACCGUACCCUGGAGUUGUGGAAGGAGGUAGAUGGUGGUUCUGACCAAGAGAUUUCAGUGUCAAGCCUCUCUAGAUCUUCUUCAGGAGGAGAUAAUGGUAAUGGUGGAUGCAUCAGAAGCUCUAACAACGUUGGCUAUAAAACGCCUUCUUCAUCAAGGAAGUCUUUCCCACCACCCAAUAGGUCCCCUCCAUCGGAUGCUUCUCCUGUUGUGACCACAGCCAAGAAGCAAAGUCUUGUGAAGAGUAAUGACAGCAAUUCAAGGCCGGCAAUGUUUCAGAAAGUGGACCACAGGAGGCCUUCACCCAAUUGGAAAAUUGAAGUUGCUGUAACACCACAGGAGAAGGCCUGUGAAGAUGACAUCAAGAUGCAAGAGCCAAAGGUCCUGAAACCGGUCGAGGAAGUGAAAAAUGGGAGUUCGAGCCCAGAAACUAAGCGGGUGCUCUUCAGCAGCAGCAGCACCCGCGGCGGCCAUGACAAACUUCACAAAUUUGGUGGGUUCAGAUCUGGGUCGAGGGUGGUUCCUUAUGACUACGAUGAUGAGGGGGAUGACGGUGAAAUGUGUUGCACCAAAGGAGUCGGGUUGAACAAUCCUGCUGAAGAUUUGUAUGAGAAUCCCAAAGAGAUGGAGGAUCUGUCCUUGAUACGUGAACAACUUGUUCAGAUUGAAACCCAGCAAUCCAAUCUUUUGGACCUUCUCCAGAGAUUCAUGGGGAGCUCUCAGAGUGGGAUUAACUCUCUGGAGACGAGAGUGCAUGGUUUGGAAAUGGCAUUGGAUGAAAUAUCACAUGACCUGGCUGUAUCAAGAGGAAGGAUACCCGAGACCGAUUCAGCCGAUAACACAUGCUGCAAGCUCCCCGGCACAGAAUUCUUGAGCUCGAAGCUAUGGAGAAGACCAGACGGCGAUCAGUACUCUGCAGCUUCAAGGUUCCCUUCGUCCCGUAUAAUGCAAUCACGAAACAGCCUUGGGAAUAGUGGGGCAUAUCUCCCCGAUGGCAGGAGAUUUCAGCAGAGACAUAGUACCAGCAAAGGUGGUUUUGUUGGCAACUCGUUGGAAGACGUUCAUAUUCUUGGCAGGGCCAAUAUGGCAGGGCUCUCUCCGAGACAAGUGUCAAGCAAACUAUUUCAAGAUGAAGCAAGUAGUCAAAGGGCGGGUAUCUGAAACACCAGCUGCGCCAAUUGCGUUUGUGCUAUGAUCAAACUUGAGGCAGCAGCCAGGUAAGCAAAAAUCUCUUUUCUCUAUAUCGAUUCGAUUCAUCGAAUGAAGUCUUACAAUCUGUUGUACCAGAUCUAAAAUUGGAUCCCUCUCUAUAUGGAUCCUCAUGUUGAUCAGUAAAUAACAAGUUAAUUAAAAAUCAUUGGUCAUGUCAGUCCACUCAGGCCCUUUGUGAUCAUUCCCAUUCAGUUUGACAUUGAAUUUGAAUGUCUUCAUUAUAGUGCUUUCGCUGAUUCUCGUGACUUUUGUAAUCAGGUUUACUACUGAAUCAAAAUCAUAGCGGAGAGUCUCAUUGGAAAGAGAAUUUGAAGAUGCUAAACAAGUUUGAUCGAUCACACGGGAGCGUAUUAGUUAAAAAAGAAACACAGGGAUAUCUUGAAGGUAGAGUGGCAGCAGAGUAUUGGAAAUGAGAGUCGUCUGGAUUGGAUGUGUACAGGAAGACGAAACUGAAGUUAUCAUCAUCAAUGGCGCCUUCUCGCUUCUUUCCCUCUCCACAAUGCUUCUUAUGUGUUGGGAAUGAAUGUUGGUCAUGUUUGUCGAGCAGGUGUGGAAGUAGGAUCACAGUCUUUUCAUUAUUUACGCCUAAAGGGUUAACAUUUGCCAUUAGGAAAAUUGGGGCUUCUUCAGCAGAUUGCAAUUUCUUCGUUUGCUUUUGGGGGGCUCUCAGUAGUUUCCACGAGCAGGAUGGGAUGGAGGCAAUAAUACGAGAGCGCUUUUUUUGUGGUACAAAAUGGACAACCCUAUAAAUCGCUGUACGUGCAAAAUGAACAAACACAGACUACAAACUCAAUCAAAUUCCACAAACAAGAGUGGAAAUUUUCAGUUUAGGUUAAACGACACUGAAUAAUAAUACUUAUGGUUGUAAACUCACAAUGGGGUUAAAGCCUAAUCGUUUCAGUCACAUGGACUAUUGGUUUGGGCCCAGACUUGAAGAUUCCAGACUCAGUCUCUGAACUUGAGUCGUAUUCCUCGUGUAGCUAUCCGCUGCUCCCCUGUAUCCUGUUCUUAGGCAAACCAGAGUAGAAAAAGCCAAUAACAAAAACACACAGACUAAAACUAAAGCAAACACGAUGCAAAGCUAAUUUUUACGCAGUAUCCAAUAUUCAAAGAAUAAAGAUCUCAAUAUCGA
Linum trigynum is the source of this 4839-nucleotide messenger RNA. The record is from the annotation of a GenBank genome assembly. NCBI's taxonomy places the organism in Eukaryota, Viridiplantae, Streptophyta, Magnoliopsida, Malpighiales, Linaceae.